AUGUCGAAUGCAGCCAUCAUCACUUGCAGUGUCUUUGUUACCGCCGUCAGGGCACCUCAGGCUAUUCGCUUGGUAGUCCAAAGUCCCGCUUCACCCGCCAUUUGCCUUGCGUUCGUGGCGUACAUCCUUCCAAUUGUCCCCUGCAUAGCAUCUAUCAUACUUGCCACUCAGGGACUCACCGCAUAUGGUUUGCAGGUGCACGUAUUUACCUUGUAUAGCCUUGCGUGGAUCGACUGGAUGUAUAUCGAUAAAUGGUUCGCGGGCAUGACCCAGCACGAGUGGUCCGAGCUACCGCGUCCCAAAUUAUCACAACAAUGGCUUUGCCGUAUUGGGGUAGUUAUAGGAUACAUCGUCAGCGGGUGUGUGGUACUGUAUCUCCACAACUCGUACGCCAACCUUGCUACUUUGUUAGUGUUUUCUGGUUCAUACGUUUACUUGUCAAUACAGCCUUGGCCUCAAGCAUUCCAGCGUGAAGGCAUGGCUUGGUUGUGUCACUAUCAGAUUGCGUUCACAGUGGUCUUAGUCAUGGCUUCUAUCACAUUGAGCGUGGUCUUGAUCAUUGCUUCUACCGUAUCGACAGUUGGAGCCAUUCUUUUACAAAAGAUCGCAGUAUCCUUUCCUACUUGGCUCCCUAUAAUCCGGCGCACAAAGCCAACGCAGAACCACUUUGGCGUAGGAAAUUCACCAUAUGGUUGGAGAAACGUGGGAGGAAGUGAAGAAAGCAUGUGGCAUAGGAGAGUGGAGACCUUGGAGCAACUGCUCGCUGUGUUGGGUACAGAGUCGGACGAUAAGAAGAUCGGCAAUGGUGUCAUGAUGCGUAUGGCAAAUACAGACAAAGCUCUAUUCUUGUUGUGCAUUCAAUGCUCGGAGCGCCUCGACUUUUCUUCAACGAAAGAGUUCUUGAGUGCUUGUACCGAUGGCACACUAGAUGAGUCUCGGCUUGCGGAACCUCUUCGACAUCUGGGUUCUAGCCACAUCAAAACUGCUGAGUUCGCCGCACUUUUGUCAGGACAGAGAGAAGCGCUGAGAUGGCAGGACUAG
Bipolaris victoriae FI3 is the source of this 1041-nucleotide messenger RNA. RefSeq lists its product as hypothetical. Lineage: Eukaryota; Fungi; Ascomycota; Dothideomycetes; Pleosporales; Pleosporaceae. The transcript has 4 exons. Bases 1 to 1041 code for a protein of 346 amino acids. The record is from RefSeq and is a predicted model, not a curated record.